AUGAGCACUCCCAGCAACAACGAGAACAACACUCAGCAAUCCUCCCGGACCGCAAGCUCUUUCAACCCUUCUCAGGCCCAGUCUUCCCUAAGCCCCACUUCUCCCUUCGUCACCUCGCCUCGCUCUGCUACUACCCAAGGCUCCGGUGGAUCUGCUUUAUGGAGCCCUAGGACUUACCAAACCGAUGCAUCUUCCCAGGUGCCUUCUCCCACUAGCCCUGGGUGGAACGGGGAGCAGCAAGAUAUUGCCGAUGAUUUCAUGGGUCAGCUUGACGCGAUGAUGGGGCCAAACAACGGUGGAGGGAAUAACGGCGGGGGCAAUUGA
Molecule: messenger RNA, 324 nt
Organism: Cryptococcus amylolentus CBS 6039
Lineage: Eukaryota; Fungi; Basidiomycota; Tremellomycetes; Tremellales; Cryptococcaceae
Exons: 1
Coding region: 1-324 (107 amino acids)
Source: RefSeq, a predicted model, not a curated record